Molecule: messenger RNA, 1020 nt
Organism: Oryzias latipes (Japanese medaka)
Lineage: Eukaryota; Metazoa; Chordata; Actinopteri; Beloniformes; Adrianichthyidae
Source: RefSeq, a predicted model, not a curated record
AUGAACGCAACUGCAGAUCAGCCAAUCGUCGCAGGGUGGUGGGACCCGCUUAUCAGGUCGGUCAAAAGGUGUGGCUGUCUGCCAAGAACAUCCCUUUGCAGUCCACUUCCAGGAAAACCUUUGAUAGUCCCUUGUGCCCGCCUUCUGUCUCCCCUCCGCCCGCCCGUAUCAUUGACGGCGCUCCGGCUUUCACGGUCUCCAAGAUUUUGGACGUUCGCCGCCGUGGCCGUGGCUUCCAGUAUUUGGUGGACUGGGAAGGGUACGGGCCUGAGGAACGCUCGUGGGUCUCCCGUUCUCUCAUCCUCGACCCUUCCCUCAUCACUGCCUUCUUCCGUGCCCACCCGGAUCGGCGUCCGGGACCGCCUGGAGGCGGUCGUUGACGGGGGGGUACUGUCAUGGUGCCUGCCAGUCUCCUCCCCCUUCCAGCCCUGCUCUGCUCCUGACUCCAGCUGUGACCAAUCAACUCAUCAACUCACCUGCUUCUUAAGGAGACCCAACUCCAAGAGUCUUCGCCAGUUCGUUAACCCUGAUGGUUUUGUCAUGCCACGAUUGUCACCUGGAACCUACACCACCUUGAGCUGCAGCUACCUCCCAGACGCCGACGCUCUUCGGCCACAGCACGCACUGGUUCCGGCUACACUGGUCCUCCAGCCUCGCCACUCACAAGAACUCCAGCAACACCCCUCCAAGACCUUCAGUCACACCACUCUCAAGAUCUCCAGUAGCGCUGCAGCUGCACCUCUGUCAGCAAAAGCUACAGCUCGCUCAGGCUUCUCCACCACGCUCAAAGCCACGCCUUCUAGUCUCGACCUAGCCACGCUCCUCCAAGCCUUCGCCAUAUUCAGUGACAUUAAAUUACAUUUAUCCACUUACCUGUCUCCUCGUACUGGGUUCCAGCAUCUGGGUCCGUCUCGUGUUCUGACCAUGACAAGAAUCCUGUAAAAACAGAGAUUUUGCUGAAAGUGUAUUCAAAUCUUCGUGGAACCUGAGCUGGGAUCUUGCAUGCAGAUUACAAACACA